Messenger RNA from Lytechinus pictus (painted urchin), 3099 nucleotides. RefSeq names its product proline-, glutamic acid- and leucine-rich protein 1-like. The coding region runs from base 49 to 2388 and encodes 779 amino acids. The record is from RefSeq and is a predicted model, not a curated record. Gene Ontology annotation, biological process: rRNA processing. Lineage: Eukaryota; Metazoa; Echinodermata; Echinoidea; Temnopleuroida; Toxopneustidae. The transcript is spliced from 16 exons. Gene Ontology annotation, cellular component: nucleus.
CGUGUGUUGCAUUGUGACAUUAGUGGUGUAUGGAGCUGAGCUGUCGAAAUGGAACACAAACUUCUUGAAAACGCGAGCAAACUUCUGCAGCAAAACGUUCAUGGAUCAAAUGCAAAGCAAACAUCGAAGUUAAUAGCAAGGCAUUCAGCGGACCAUUCAGUGGAUACAUUGAUUUUCUCGGGAAAGAAACGUGGAACUCUUCACGACUGGAUCAGUCAAGUCAAUGCCAACCUGAGUACAUCUGCAUCAAGGCUUGAAGGUCUUGUCAUCUUAAGAGCCAUUAUACAGCAAUGUUCUCAGGAAACCUUUUCAGAAUGCUGUGUGACUUGGGUCAGACUCCUCAUCAGUAUCUUUCAGCCUCACCAAACUCCGAGCAUAGUAGAGAUCGCAUCUGGAAUCCUGGUGGAUAUCUUCAAGGCUGCAUCAUCUCAGAGCAAUGAAAUCACCAGAGAUCUUGCAAUCAACCACAUCCCUGGUUUACUGGGAACCUUACUCAACGCUGAGUCAGAGGAGUGGUUGGUUCCUAGUCUCCGCCUCCUUGCUGUGUGUAUGGAAUGCUUUCCUGGUCCUUGCGGUGCAAUCAGCUACAAACUUGAAGCAAUGAUCACUCCACAUCUAGACUCCAUCUAUCCCGACAUUCAAAAGUUGGCACAAACAUGCUAUCCAUUGUUAGCACGGCUAGGAGGAGGUGGAUCUGGAGGCAUCAAAUACACAGAGGCAUUCAAGCGUUACUCCAUGUUGAUAUUAAACACACUCAGAACGAAGCUUGCAGUGCUCUAUGAAGAAUAUGCAUCAGAUCUUGAGCCUUCUUCUGAAGAGGGUAUUGAACCCAUAUCUCUCAGCCCCGCUCCUACAGAAGAACCAAUGAGAACCCUUCAUCUCACCAAUCAGAUAGAAUCACUUACAAAAUGUCUUCAGAUUAUGCUAAGAAAUGAAUUCCCUGCCAAGGCUUCCAUCCCAGUGAAAUCAAUGUUAGAUUAUAUUUCAAGUGCUCUUGAUGUUACAGGCAAAACACUGGAUGAUCAUGUAACUUCAGAAUCAUCCAUGUUAGCCCUCGUCCUUCCCAGAAUUCAUCAGGCUACUUUACAACUUCUAAAGGCUCUAAUUGAAAGCUGCUGUAUAAAUCACUACAAUCAUCAAAUAAACCAGAUCUUCCUUAAAAUGCUUGGAUGGACUCAUUCACAGGCCAUGGUAAAACCGUUCAGAAACCUACGAGCUGAAGUAUACCGGACCAUUGGGACGUGGCUCAAGACUGCUGGGGUAUCGUCUGGAUUUGCUGCAAUGGCAGGAGAAAAACUGAUACAUCAAUGCAUACAAGACGCUACUCCACCAGUGAGCACUACAAAGUUGACGAGUGGUGCGCAGGCGAAGAGUGAGAAGAAAGGAGGCAAGGUAAAGGUCAAGGGUCAGAGUUCACAGAGCAGUGACCUAUCAUCCAGAGGUCAACAAUCUGACCAGUACCUAGACAGGGUACUCUGUUUGACAGCAUUACAAGCAUUACGGCAGUUGAUGCUGACAAGUGGAGUCAAACUGAAAGCAAACCUUCAUCAAGAUGUCUACCAGUUUAUCAUCCCUCUCUUGACUAAGAUCCAGAGCUGUGAUUCAUCCAGCAUUCCAUCACCGUACACCUGCUGUGAGUGUAGGAAGGAGCUGUAUGGGAUACUCCAAUCAGUGGUACUGGUACCCCACCCCCAGGCCCCUUCACCCCUCAACCUGGCUGUGGCUAUCUUCAAAGAGGGAAAGAAUGACAGGAGUAUAGAUGUAUCUAGUGCGUGCAGGGAAGCUGCCGUUAUCUGCGACACCAUCAUUCAUCCCCGGAGACCUCCCGUACCUUGCGCCAAAUCCCAGGCCCCGCCCACCUCCUUGGUGCUCCAAGCUGUGCCCAGUUCUGCAUCAGGUACUUCCACCCUUCAGGAAGAACAAGUUGCCAUGGAAACUGAAGACUCUGGUGAUAAAACAUAUCCAAGUGAAAGGAUAGUGUCUUCCACCAAAGAGUGUGAGGUCCAGAUAGUUUCUCCAUUGCUUGAUAGUGAUUUACAAACUGUCGCUGAUGAGCAUCGACAUGUUUCAAUACAGGAUGAUGCCAAACACAAUCGGGAAAUAUCCAAUACUUUACCUGAUAGCAGAAAAACUGAUAAGGCAUCCGCGUCAAUGACUAGUGAUGUCACAACAGAUAGUGAGAAUGAAAAUGAAGAGGAGGAAGUUGAGGAGAAGGAUGAUGGUAAGAAGACAGAAGGAAAGAGAGCGGAAGUAGAGGAAAAACUUGGAACGUCCAGUCGAAAAAGAAAACAGGAAACAUCUUCAAGUCUACAGGUAAAGAAGCCAGCUACUGAGGAGGUUGAAUCCAUGCUGUCUGCAUUCAUUGAUGCUCCUCCAGAUGAAGAUUAACUUAUCAUUACUUUGUGUUGGAGAGGCAUAUUUACAGUGGUGCUCAAAAGUUAGUGAACCCUAAGAAAAUGGACAUACUUAAAGUGUUCAUGUUCUGCCAUGUUUAAGAUAUUUAGUUGUGAAAUCAGGUGAUAAAAAUAUUACAUUUAAUGAAGUUUGUUUCUCUGGGUUCACAGAACACUGUAGUUUUGUUGUCUACGUUCAACACUCAGCAUGAAGGAGUGCAUUUCGUGGUGGGGUUCACUAACUUUUGAGCACAACUGUACAUGUACAUCAUACAUCUAUGCCAACUGACAUAAAAUAUAUAGUUGAGUAUAUGAAUUUAAGAAUGACACAAGUCCAUCUAUUGGCUAAAGAUGAGAAAUGGUUGCCUACAUUGGGCUCUCUUGACAAGCGGUUUUUAUGUAAUGAAGAGACCAUCCUGUCUUAAAGAACACAAAAAUAAAUAAAUAUACAUGAGCCCAUCUUUUGUGUCAUUUUUUUAUAUCCUAAAAUUCAACAGUUACCUUGAAAUGCCCAAAAUGAACGAAAAGCCGACUAACAUUCAAGUCAUUUAAUUUUUAUUGAUUUAUUCAAAAUAAAUCGUCAUAGACUUGGGUCAUUCUUACAUUCAUAAUUUGUUUUUGGCGAGAAAACAACCCCAACUUAACAUUUUAUUUGUAAUCCCCCAUUUUUUCGUCCCUGUUUAAUUAAAAUUUGUACAUGCCUUUU